AUGGGUUCCAUACAAGGAGAUCCUCAACGCGCUGCCCGUCUUCUGAAAGUCUUCAGAGAUGUCACCAAGGGUGGGCGAUCCAUUACGACGGCUGCUAAUGCACGCCUUUUCCUCGAGGCCGUCCGCUCGAACCCCUCACCGGUCCAUUGUUUGGAGGCCGUCACCGCCAGCACCGCUGCUAAGGAUGCCCUUCGCUACAGUCUUCGACUCGAUUUAUCUGUGUCCUCUCUUCGGUCCCACGUACUGCCUUUCAUCGAAUAUCUGAGCGAUCCCGGCGUGAGGAUGGUGUACAACGGCGAGCUUUUGCAUCAAAUCCUUCUCCUCAUUGUCCAACCGCCCACGCUGUGGAACAGCCUGAUGAAUCUGUAUCAGGAGUCUCGGCUUGACGAGAACGAUCUUUUCGUGUUUGCUUGGCUUUGCCUGGAGCUUGCGAGCGUUCCUGGAAAGGAGCAUGACGACCUCAUCAAUGAUAUCUCGUCCGUCGUUGAUCAGAAGCCGUUACAGCAGGCCCAAGACCAAAGAACCCGGGAGCUCAUGUAUAGGACGAAAAAGGUCCUAGCGCUCCGAUCUUCGCCAGCCACUGAUCGAGAUGCCGAUGGAGCCGGGGGCCGACAUGACAAUGACUUUGCUGAUUUCCGAGAUGUCUCAAUCUUCCCCACGAGCGAUGAGUUUCACUCGAGUGCCCCUCCCUUCUACCGACGGGCGGCUGAAGUCACGGCAAUCGACGCUUCCGACCGGCCUCGAGCGCACCUCGACAAUCAGUUCCGUCUCUUGCGCGAAGACAUGCUUGGCGAGCUACGCGAGGACUUGACCGUUGCCAUCGGAAAGAAGAAAGGCAGAAGAGGAAUGCCGCAGAUCCUCGCAGGCUUGACUCCCGUUGGCAUUGACACCGGCGACGAGAAGCGAGGCCGCUUUUGUGCUGUUCUUCUCAGCUGCCAGGUGGGUCUGGAGGUUCUGUCCAAGCUGGAUGGUCCUCAGCGGACGAGGUUCUUGAGGGACCAUAAAGGCUUUCUACGCCACCAGUCUUUCGGAGCCUUGUGCAGCAACAGCAAGAUCAUUGCAUUCGCUUCAUUGAUCCGGGACAACGAGCGAUUGGCUGAAGAGCCUCCUGUGAUCACGCUGCAAUUCACCGACAGUGAUGCUCUUGCUAGAGCUCUGCUUGCUUUACAGUCUCCUGCCGAUCUCCGCUUCGUCUUGGUCGACACCCCGAUCUUCGCGUACCAACCGGUGCUGGAGCGACUCCAAGAGAUCGCCGAGAUGCCUCUCGAAAGAGAGCUUCUUUGUCUCAAAAACAACGAUCCUGACGCCUCGCCCACCACGUUGGACCAAUCUGUUCAUAUCGAAAAUUACAUCAGUCAAUUCAAGCAAAUCCUUGAGGGAGCCUCUUCGACGUUCAGCAUGGGCAGUCAGCAGUUUCAACUUGACAAGUCCCAAAUCCGAUCUGUGCUGAGCGCGCUUCAGAGUCCGUUGGCUCUGGUUCAAGGACCUCCCGGUACUGGCAAGUCGUUUGUGGGAGCGCUCGCAGCGAAAAUCCUGCUGAAGGAUCCCAGCAAGCGCAUUCUGGUUUUGAGUUACACCAACCACGCCCUGGAUCAAUUCCUCGAAGACUUGAUGAAUAUUGGCAUCUCGCCUGACACCAUGGUUCGUCUAGGGUCCAAGUUCACGGAGGCAACUGAGAAGCUUCUCCUCGAGAGGCAAGUACGGAACCGCGCUGGUUGGGGUAGACUGCCCUGGGAUAAGAUAAGUCAUGCCAAAGAGAACAUAUCGAAUGCGAGGGCCGAGAUUGACAAGGCCUCUGGAAGUCUUGUGCGAGGCAAGAUAAGUCUUCUGGAGAUUCUAAACUACCUCGAGUUUGAAGAGGACGCCGAGGACUUUUACGAUGCUUUCACGUUGCCUGAGCAGGACGAUGGCUUCCAGCUUGCGGGGAAUUCUCGCCAGCCUCAGAAGGCCAUGUCACCCGACUACUUGCUCGACCGGUGGGCGCGGGGGCUGAAUCCCGGUGAACUCACGCCCCUCAUCUCACCCGAGAGCAGACGUAUUUGGCAGAUUCCGGAGGACCAAAGACGGAAGCACAUGGAUACCUGGAUUGAGAGCCUGCGCGGGGAGCAAAUCGAAACGAUCCAGCAUCUGGUGCGUCAGUUCGACGAUGCCCAGCGAGAGGUGGACACCCUCUACAACGAAUCCAAGUGCAACUUCGUUCAGGGGAAGCGACUUGUCGGAUGCACCACUACAGCGGCAGCGAUGUACAAGCCGCUCAUCAAAGCCGCUCGGCCGGAUGUCGUUCUCGUCGAAGAAGCUGGCGAGAUUCUCGAGGCCCAUGUGCUGACCGCCCUGCACUCAUCGACGAGCCAGGUAAUCUUGAUCGGUGACCACAAGCAGUUGCGUCCAAAGAUCAACAAUUACGCACUGAGCGUAGAGAAGGGGGAGGGGUUCGACCUCAACCGGUCUCUUUUCGAGAGAUUGAUUCUUCAGGAGCAUGAACACACGACGCUCCAGAAGCAACACCGAAUGCACCCCGAUAUCUCGGAUCUCGUUCGACAGAUGACAUACCCGCUAUUGAAGGACGAUGAUAAGACUCUCUUGCGGCCGGAAGCAAAAGGCUUGCAGGGAAGGGUUUGCUUCGUCAACCAUAGCCACCCAGAGGACCUCGCAAGCGGUAUCAACGAUCGACACGGUGGCGAGGUCUCUGCAAGCAAGAGAAAUCGUUUCGAAGCUCACAUGGUUCUCAAACUUGUUAAGUACCUGGGACAACAAGGGUACAAGACCAGCAACAUCGUCGUCCUUACCCCGUACAUCGGACAAGUCUCACUUCUCAGAGAGAUGUUGAGUAAAGAGGUUGACCCUGUGCUGAACGAUCUGGACUCCUUCGAGCUCAUCCGCGCUGGGCUGAUGACUGCUGCUGCGGCGAAGGUUAAAGAUGGGCCAGGCCAGAUCAAGCUGUCAACGAUUGACAAUUAUCAAGGAGAGGAGAGCGAUAUUGUGAUAGCAUCCAUGACCCGAAGCAACAAUAAUGGCGACAUAGGUUUCAUGAAGGCACCCGAACGACUGAACGUUCUAUGCUCCCGUGCCAGAGAAUGCCUGAUCAUGAUCGGCAACAUGGAGACAUUCAUGGCAUCCGCCCAGGGCAAGCCUGUCUGGUUGCCGUUCUUCGAGAUUCUCAAGGAGAAGGGGUACUUGUACGAUGGCGUACCCGUGCGCUGUCAACAGCACCCCGAGAAGACGGCUUUACUCAAGGACCCGAGUGAAUUCGACGCGAAAUGUGCCGAUGGUGGCUGUGACGAGAGUUGGGGCCAUGAUUACACCAUCAGCUGCAGCUCCAAGGAGGACGCGUGUCCAGCCUGCGUCAAGGAAGACGAGGACAACCGCAGGAGGAUCCGGCGAAACCUGGAAAUGGAGAAGGAGCGACUCCUAGCCCAGCAGCGAUAUGCCAAAGAGCUCCAAGUGAUCCAGGACGAGCUCGAUCAUGAGAGGCGAAAGCUUCAAUACGCGCAGGAGGACGACGACCAGAAGAGGAAGUUGAAGCAGGCUCAAGCUGAUCUCAAGGAUCUAAGGGACACUCGUUCUCGUGCGGAGGCCAUGAAGGCGGCACAAAAGGCCGCGCCAAAAGCUCCGGAUGCCGCGGUCAAUGGCGGAUCACCGCCACAACAAGCAGCCGUUGCGCCGGGGAGUGCCCAGGAAGAAUGGGAGCACAUGAAAUCGCAGUUUGGUGCUAGAAGUGACCCCUUGGACACGCUCAUGGGCAUGAUCGGGCUUGAGAGCGUCAAGCAAGAGUUCCUUUCUAUCAAGUCCAAGGUUGAUGUCUCUGUUCGUCAGCAGAUCUCCUUGUCAAAGGAGCGGUUUGGCUGCACCCUACUCGGAAACCCUGGCACUGGCAAGACGACUGUCGCCCGCAUAUACGGCCAGUUCUUGACAUCGGUUGGCGUUAUUGCUGGCUCCUGUUUCAAGGAGACGUCAGGGUCGAAGCUCGCCAACAUGGGAGUCACAGGCUGUGAGAAGUUGCUCGAGGAUGUCCUCAACACCGGUGGCGGAGUGGUCUUCAUCGACGAAGCAUACCAGCUCUCGUCCGGCAAUAGCCCCGGCGGCAAGGCCGUGCUCGAUUAUCUGCUCGCUGAAGUUGAGAAUCUCACCGGGAAGGUCGUCUUUGUCUUGGCCGGGUACAAUAAGCAAAUGGAGUCAUUCUUCGCGCACAACCCCGGAUUUCCAAGCCGCUUCCCGCUGGAAAUGAAGUUUGAGGACUACGAAGAUGCCGAGCUUCUGCAGAUUCUGACCCUACAGAUCAACAAGAAGUACGGAGGCCGGAUGAAGUGGCAGGACGAUCUUUAUCUCCGAGUGGCCACCCGCAGACUUGGCCUGGGCCGCGGAAAGGAGGGCUUCGGCAACGCCAGAGCAGUCGAGAAUUUACUCGCCAAGAUAAUGAGCCGCCAGGCGAACAGACUCCGCAAAGAGCGGCGGAAGGGAGCUCGCUCAGAUGAUCUCCUCUUCACCAUGGAAGAUCUGGUCGGACCCGAGCCCUCCAACGCCCUUACGACAAGCAAAGCCUGGGCGAAGCUGCAAGGUCUCAUUGGACUGAAAUCUGUCAAGCAGUCGGUCAAGGCGCUCGUUGACAGUCUGCAAACCAACUAUCGCCGGGAACUCGCCGAGGAGCCUAUCCUCGAGUACUCCUUGAACAAGGUAUUCCUCGGAUCCCCAGGAACGGGGAAGACGACGAUUGCCAAGCUUUACGGAGAGAUUCUCGUUGACAUUGGGAUGCUGUCGAAUGGUGAAGUGAUUGUGAAGAAUCCUUCAGACUUUGUUGGGGCGGUCAUAGGAGGCUCAGAAGUGCAAACGAAGGGCAUACUUGCAUCCACAGUGGGCAAAGUCCUGGUCAUCGACGAGGCUUACGGCCUGUUCAGCACCAACGGCAGCACCCCAUGCCCGUUCAAGACAGCUGUUGUCGAUACGAUUGUCGCCGAAGUCCAGAGCGUCCCGGGAGAAGAUCGGUGUGUCCUACUUCUUGGCUACAAGGAUCAAAUGGAAAAGAUGUUCCAAAACGUCAAUCCUGGCCUUAGCCGACGGUUCCCGAUUGAUUCCGCCUUCACGUUCGAGGACUUCACCAGUGAUGAGCUGCGCAAGAUUCUCGACAUGAAGAUCAAACAGCAGGGCUUCAAGGCCACGGAUCAGGCAAAGAGGGUGGCUAUGGAGAUGCUUGAGCGUGCGCGAAAUCGACCCAACUUUGGCAACGCUGGUGAGGUGGACAUUCUCCUGAACGAUGCGAAGACGCGCCACCAAACCCGGCUUUCAGCAAACGAGACAGGCCAGGUCUCUACCCUCGAAGCUCUGGACUUUGACGAGAACUUUGAUCGUGCUGAGCGCAAGCACACCAAUGUGGCCAAGCUCUUCGAGGGCACUAUAGGCUGCGAGAUGAUCGUGGCGAAGCUCGAAGGGUACCAGGAGGACGUUAGGUCCAUGAAGGCGCUUGGGAUGGACCCAAAGGAGAGCAUGCCCUUCAACUUCGUCUUCCGUGGACCACCUGGCACGGGCAAGACUUCGACAGCGAGGAAGAUGGGCAAAGUAUUCUACGAUAUGGGUUUCUUGGCGAGUGCCGAGGUGUUGGACUGCUCAGCGACGGAUCUUAUUGGCUCAUUUGUUGGACACACCGGUCCUAAGGUGCAGAAGCUUCUCGACAAGGCCCUUGGAAAGGUUCUCUUUGUGGAUGAGGCAUAUCGCCUCAAUCAAAGAGGCCACAAUAACUUUGCCAAGGAAGCCGUUGAUGAGAUAGUCGAUUGCGUGACUAAAGAGAAGUACAAGGGGCGCAUGGUUAUCAUCUUAGCCGGCUACGACGAUGAGAUCAAUGAGCUGCUGUCCAUCAACCCGGGAAUGUCUAGCAGAUUCCCGGAAUCCAUCGACUUCCAUCCUCUCACGCCAGAAAACUGCUUCGAUCUCCUUGUCAAGCUCCUACAGAAGCAGAAGCAGAGGACCGAGAGCAGGAAGCCGAUGAACAGCGUACUCCUGGCUUGUCUGGAGCAGCCGACCUUGACUUUCAAGAAGGAAAUAAUUGAGAAUUUUGGACGACUUUCCACCCAGGCCAGCUGGGCCAAUGCUCGGGAUGUGGAGAGUUUGGCCAAGUCCGUUUUCAGCUACGCACUAAAGGCUCUUCAGGGCACCUGCGUCACCAUCACGGAGACCAUAGUGCUGGACGAGAUGGGCAAAAUGUUCAAGGAGCGAGAAAGCCGCAACAGACAAGCGAAAAGGACCAAGUGCGGACAACAAAGUAGUCCGCCUAUAGCUCCUGCCAUGCCGCCUCCACAAGCUCCUCCAGCCUCAACCGCAAGUGGCACUGCGACGCAGCAGCAGCUACAUAAACUCCCGGAUCGCACUAAGGAUAAAGACACCGAAGCAGAGAAUACUGCAACAGCGAGUGAUAGCACCGGUUUGGGAGGCGUACAACGAGAUGCCGGGGUCAGUGAUGAAGUCUGGGAACAACUUGAACGCGACAAGAAGGCCCAGGAGCAGAAGGAGGGCAAGUAUCGCUCGAUGCUCAAGGCCCAGAAGGCAGCCUCUGGUGCCGCCAGAGACGCGAUCCUGAAACAGAUUCUUGAGGAAGAAGAGCGGCGGAAGAAGGAAGAGGAGCAGCGCAAGAAAGCGGCGAAACUGGGAAAAUGCCCCGCUGGAUAUGCCUGGAUCAAGCAGGCUCAGGGGUUCCGCCGUGCCGUCAACCCGGAGAUUCGAUUAAAAUCUGGGAUGCAGAUCCCUAUCACCUUUGUCGCGACCAUUCUUGCCUUCUCAGGCGCGGUAUCCGCGCUGCCGCAAGCCAUAACGGGAAAGGCUACUGACUUUGGAACCUACUUUUGCCAGACUCGCACCGAUGCCGGCAGCAAAAUUGUGGCCAACAACAACUUUUGCAAGGCAGCUGGUGGAGCAGUUUUGGUUUCGGAGGGUUUCUGCUGUAUCCGAAACAACAAUGUCAAGGUUCAACAGGCCAUGGCGAAGGGCUGCAACGACAACAAACUGGUCUUCAGCCAGAACGACGCUCCUUGCUCGCCUUGA
This is a messenger RNA of Colletotrichum gloeosporioides, 7026 nucleotides long. RefSeq names its product NFX1-type zinc finger-containing protein 1. The record is from RefSeq and is a predicted model, not a curated record. The coding region runs from base 1 to 7026 and encodes 2341 amino acids. The transcript is spliced from 10 exons. Lineage: Eukaryota; Fungi; Ascomycota; Sordariomycetes; Glomerellales; Glomerellaceae. Gene Ontology annotation, molecular function: helicase activity; ATP hydrolysis activity; ATP binding.